UGUUCUCGCCCCACCAUAAUGAACCCACCAACUCUUUCUCCGUUCCUCGGACUUUGAUUUUUCUGUAUUUCCCAUACUUUAUCCAUUUUUGGCAUCUGGGUUUCUUUCCUCUCUCUCCAAAAUCGAAUCUUUCUCAUCUGGGUCACUGAAUUAAUUUGCCUUUUCAACUUGCUGAGCGGUUGCUUAGCGUGAUGGCUGUGUUCUGUCACAACAAUGAGUGCUCUGAAUAGGACCAUUAUUUCCUUCAACAAAACUUCAUCCUUCAACCGAAGGACUCUCGGCAUUGGAAGUCCCAGAGCGAUUCACAACAACCGCUUCGGAUGUGUCUCUCUCAGGUUUCAGGUUCUUAUCAUCACUGUCUCUGUGGUUUCCUUCUUUGUAGCCGUAGGUGGUUACAUGUACGUGCUUCCAAGCCUUAGCCGCGCGUUUUUCAAUGGCCAAGUUCCCUUAUUAUCUGAACAUAACAGCAACGGAUCAGUGAGAGAAUGUGAUGUCUUUGAUGGAAGCUGGGUGCAGGUUAAAGAUCACACCUUGUACAAUGCCACAGAGUGUCCUUUUGUGGAACGAGGAUUCGAUUGUUUAGGGAAUGGGAGGGGUGACAGGGAUUAUCUUGGUUGGAGGUGGAAGCCGAGGAGUUGUGAUAUUCCAAGGUUUGAUGUGCGUGGUGUGUUGGAAAUGUUGAGAAGCAAAAGGGUUGUUUUUGUUGGUGAUUCAAUGAGUAGGACGCAGUGGGAGUCUCUGAUUUGUAUGCUCAUGGCUGGGGUUGAAGAUAAGAGGGGUGUUUAUGAAGUGAACCAGAAUCAGAUAACAAAGCGGAUCAGGUUCUUAGGGGUUCGGUUCAGUGCCUUCAAUUUCACCAUUGAGUUUUUUCGCUCGGUUUUCCUUGUGCAGCAGGGUCGGGUGCCUAGACAUGCGCCAAAAAGGGUCCAAUCCACGCUUUUGUUGGACAAAUUGGAUGAUAUAAGUGACCAGUGGCUUAAUUCAGAUAUUCUGAUUUUCAAUACUGGACAUUGGUGGGUUCCAUCUAAGCUUUUUGAUAUGGGCUGCUAUUUCCAGGUUGGAAGCUCUCUGAAACUUGGGAUGACAAUUCCUUCUGCCUUUAGAAUAGCUCUUGAAACUUGGUCAUCAUGGGUUGACAGAGAGAUUAAUAAAAAUAGAACACGCAUCUUCUUUAGAACUUUUGAGCCUUCUCACUGGAGUGAUCUUACCCGUAGGAUUUGCAAUGUGACCCAGUACCCAACAUUUGGAACUAAUGGAAGGGACCAAAGCUUGUUUUCAGAUACAAUUUUAGAUGUUGUAAAGAAUGUUACUAUUCCUAUAAAUGCUCUUCAUGUUACUUCUAUGUCUGCGUUCCGGAGUGAUGCACAUGUUGGUAGCUGGAGUGACAACCCAUCUAUUCAAGAUUGUAGCCAUUGGUGUCUUCCUGGGGUACCUGAUAUGUGGAAUGAAAUUAUCCUGUCCCAACUUUUUGCUGAAUCUGAAAUCCCUUCUCAGCAAAUUGAAUCAUUCAAUUAGAGAGACUAAAAUUCUUAGUAAUUGCAAGCAUACCUCAAAAAAUUCAGAUGCCUCCUAAGUAUGGAUCGGAUUCUAGCACCAUAAAUCUGGAGCCAUCUCAUUCUGCAAUUUUGACCUCUGCCAGCUACCAUGGUUUUCUUCAAAACACAAAACUGCACCAGAUUUUGUAAAAGGCCAAAAUACACAUACCAUUUGUCAAAAUCCAAUGAAAUGGAAAGUAAUUUUUUAAUUUUCCAAUUCUUUGUAUUUCAGAAAGGGUGUCUGGGAUGCAUAUCAUGAUUUUUGGAUUGUCAUGACAAUACUGUUGUUCUGCAAGGCAAAAGAGAAAGAGGAUUGUACGAAUCAAUCAAUUUCAUUUUUCUGAUUGCCCUGUCUUAUUUUUGGUUGUCAUAUUUCUCUUUAUUUAAAUGAAAUUGAGUUUAAUUUUUUGCUUCA
Molecule: messenger RNA, 1950 nt
Organism: Glycine soja
Lineage: Eukaryota; Viridiplantae; Streptophyta; Magnoliopsida; Fabales; Fabaceae
Product: protein trichome berefringence-like 7
Exons: 4
Coding region: 214-1515 (433 amino acids)
Cellular component (GO): Golgi apparatus
Molecular function (GO): O-acetyltransferase activity
Source: RefSeq, a predicted model, not a curated record